Molecule: messenger RNA, 589 nt
Organism: Microdochium trichocladiopsis
Lineage: Eukaryota; Fungi; Ascomycota; Sordariomycetes; Xylariales; Microdochiaceae
Exons: 4
Coding region: 1-459 (152 amino acids)
Source: RefSeq, a predicted model, not a curated record
AUGGCUGUUGAGGGGGAACCCCGUAUAAUUACACCCAAUCAGAUGGUCUGCAUUGCCUCAAGACGGCCCGGCUUCUUGCACAUUCAAGCAAGCGAGCGAUGGAAAGUCAGCCGUCCUGUGGAAGUGGCUCGAAACGCUGCAGAGUGCUUACGGCCGACUGUGAACUUGAUGAUAUCCUCAAUUGUGCAAGUUGGUGAAGCCGGGGGCUGCUAUCGUCCAUGGCGUCGUAACCCUUUGCGUCAUUCCUGGUCUUGUCCAUUCAUGUGGCUCACUUGCGCCUCGAGAAGCAGUCCGUCUUAUGAAAUGAUCCUGCUGUUCCUCUUGAACACUAUUGCCGAGAAAGUAGCAUGCUUCAACAACAAGCUAUACCAGUCAAAUGCUGUGGUCACAAAGUGUGAGGAGACUAAUCAUGACGAAGUUAACCACGGUGCGACAGCGCUCUUCAUGGGUUUGCUGUAGGAGCAGAGACACGAACGAAGGAUCACGGGGCCAGAAAAUUUAAUUCAUACAGGCGAGGGAGGAACCGGCUUGGAUAUGAAUGCUGAAGAUCUGUAAAACAACGAAGUGAAUCAUGAGUAGUCAAGCUUAU